Molecule: messenger RNA, 6184 nt
Organism: Patella vulgata (common limpet)
Lineage: Eukaryota; Metazoa; Mollusca; Gastropoda; Patellidae
Product: kelch domain-containing protein 2
Exons: 11
Coding region: 137-1408 (423 amino acids)
Molecular function (GO): protein binding
Source: RefSeq, a predicted model, not a curated record
AACUCCAAAUAAAUGGCUGAAUAAAUAUUUUGUCAACAAAAUUAAUUUCAAUGUAGAUUUUAUCUAUUAUUAUCUUACGGACUAGUGGCGUGUGAAAUAAAUAUACAUAUUCUUUUAUGCGAAUGCAGAAACCAGGAUGUCAGCAGAUGACGAGGGUAGGCAUAUAGAGAAUGGAAGUGAUGAAGAACAACCAGAAGAUGAAAGAAGACACACUCCUACAAUAUCACCAAGAUGUGGUCAUAUAACACAUUGUGUUGGAAUGAAUGUUUUAGUAUGGGGAGGUUAUAAGGAGGAUGGACAGGAACGUUAUUUACCACCAGAAGAUGUGUGGGUUUAUAAUUUAGAAUUAGAAAUCUGGUCUUGUCAUAGAACAAAUGGUGAUGUACCCCCUGGUAUGUCAGGAUGUUGUAGUUGUAUUUACGAUAAUUAUUUAUAUAUAAUUGGUGGUCAUAGUAUUAACGGCAACUGUAACUCCAUUUAUAAAUUAAAUUUGAAAGAUUUAACAUGGAGUCGUUUGAUAGUUCUUGGUGAAUUGUUCAGUCCGAGAGAUAAAGCUACAGCUUGGUAUCAUAACGAAAAAAUCUAUAUGUUUGGAGGAUUUGGCGUUCCAAUCAUUGAUUAUUUAGAUGAUCAUGGUUCAUUUGAACUUGAUCCUAGCCUAGAAAUGUCAUAUAUAAGAAACAGAGGUUGGAAUAAUCAGUUGUUAGUUUUUGAUGUUGUUGAUGAAAUAUGGUCAAAUCCUAAAUGCAAGGGAGUAACCCCUUACCCAAGAGCUGCCCAUGCCUCAGCAAGACUUGGUGAUAAUGUUUAUAUAUUUGGGGGAAGAUUUCUUCUAGAUAGAUUAAAUGAUUUACACUGUUUAAAUUUAUCUACUUUAACAUGGAGUGGAGAAUUAACAGUAGGAAGUAAUGUACCAUGUGGUAGAUCAUGGCACACCCUUACUGCUGCCUCUAAUAAAUAUAUGUUUCUAUAUGGUGGAUACACACAGGAUAACCAACCACUAAGUGAUGCAUGGGUACUUGAUGUCAGUACGUUACAGUGGACACAACUAGAUGUACCUGACACUAGACCUAGAUUAUGGCACACAGCUUGUUUAAGUAGUCAACAAGAUAUUGUUAUAUUUGGUGGCUGUACAAACAAUAUAUUAGAUCAACGGCUACCAUCUAUUCAUACCAAUGAAGUAAUUUUGUUUCGACUUAGCCCUAAAUGUCUUCAAAGAAUCUGUUUUGAUGUUGUGUUUAAUUUGAGAGAAAGGACUCAAAAUGAUUGGGACAGUUUACCGUAUAAUAUUAAAAAUAUGCUUGAAAAUAAAGUCAAGUGUAUUAAAAAAAAACAUCUCUGCAAACGACAGGAAGAAUCCCCACAGAUAGAAAUAAGCCGUUCAACUUCAAGUUGUGUAUUAUCUUGAAAACAAAAAAGUUACAUUUAUAUACCGUAAAAUGCCCUACUCCUUCCAAUCGCCUUUCCCACAAGGGUUAAUGAAGAUUCAGGAUUAGGUUAUAAUCGAAAAACCAAACUUGAGAGCUUCGUGAACUCCUGAAUUAAUAAAUGAUACCAUGUGUUCUAGAAACCAGUCACAGCCACCAGGGAUUGAAAGACAAAAUAACCAAAAAACUUGUUAACAAUCUGAACUCCUCAGAAGAAAAGUGGGUACCGGGUGUUACAGAAGCUACAGGUAAAGGCAGAAAGACUAGAAAAAUUGUUAACUAUAUGAACUCCUCAAAAGAAAAGUGGUACCAAGUGUUACAGAACCCAGCAGCACAGUGGUUGAAUGACAACAUAACACAAACAUGACAGAAUUAAAUUCAAUUCAAUUUAGAAUCAAAAUUGAUUAAAGAUUCGAUAACGAGUUGGCAGUUCUCACUAUAAUAGUUAAAAACUAGAUAACGUAAAGGCAAUUUGCUGAAAAUUUCAUUCAAAUUGUCCACUAUGAACCAAGAACAAAGUGAUUUAAGUUCCGUCUAGCCUUGAUCAUCAUUACUAAAGUCAGUACGAUAAACAGCAUAGUUAAAUCGUGAAGGAAAGUUAUGCAGUAAAUCGUCUCACAAUCCACUAAAUAUCGCAGGCUAGCAAUGACAUCUAGAGUUGAUUAUGGUCUGGAUAGGUUAAUUAAUGUCUAAUUAAUAAUUUAGAUAACAUUUCAGGCCUAAAAAAAGACCUGCAAUAGACAGAUUUAGCUCUUGUAUAAUAUAUGUUUAAUAUAAAUCUUUUAUGAGUGGCUGUUUAAAAAUACAAACAUCUGUUAACCAUGUAAAUUAUCUGAAAUAAGCAAAUAACAAUCGGUGAAUUUAAAGAAGCUACAUCACUAUUCUUUGGCACCUAGAACUGGACACAAAUGGGUCGCAACGCAUAUAAUAAUGUAAUAUGAAUGUAUAUAAACUAAUUUACAUUCUAUCAUUUCUGUUUUUACUGUAAUUUCGAAUCAGUUAUGUUCGGUGGUCUUUGGCAUCUAGCCAUUCAGUAGUCAUCCCUUGUGGGAUAUGUUUAGCGUCGUUCAUCCAGUCGGUUCAUUACAAAUGGCAUUCAAACGCUGUCUGGCACGCAAAUCGUGUGGCAAGUUUAACAUUUUCACUGUGUCUUAAAUAUUGGAUACCGGAAGCCCAUCUUUUCACGGUAAGAUAACAACAUCAGUGUUGAUUUAAAUUGACCAAUAUGUUGUGGAUGAUACUGAGUUAAAGACUUACCUACUUUGAGCUAUGAAAAUUCUUGCUGUGAUACCUUAGAUGAGAGAUGACUGUAAAUACAGUACAUAGACAGUACAGACCAUACAAUUCAGAAAACAAAACUGUGAACAAAGAUAUAUAAUUGAUAUUUAUGAUCAUGCUACACUGAAAAAGUCCAAUAAGAUGCUUCUUUACUAAAACUAUUCACAUAUAAAGGAUAUAUAAAGAAUAUUUAUACUCUGUUCGGUUUGAUGGCGGAGUGUUGGGGUUUUUUUAUCAUUGAUUCAAAUGGUGUGAUUUUGACCCCAGUUUUGAUAGUUGAGAGAGGUUCCAUCUGUUGUUUUUUGAUCAUUGAUGCAAAUGGUGUGUUUUCGACCCCCAGGUUUGAUAGCUGAGAGGUUCAAUGUGUUGUUUUUUGAUCAUUGAUGUAAAUGGUGUGGUUUCGACCCCAGGGUUGAAUGUGCCUAAAUUCUAAUGGUCUGCAGGGUGUCUCCCAGCGCUUUAAAGAACCCCAUUCUGCACACAGAGAACUAUCUGCUCUACUUCGAGAAUAGAUCUCUGCCCUAAAUGGCCACCAUAUCCAACAAUUAGUAUACUGUUUACUCUGGUUCAAAUCUAUUAUACACAAAAAGAUUAAUUAAACUUUUUUAUACGCCCACAUUUUCAUGUGGACGUAUUAUGCCGUCGCCCCUGUCCGUCCGGACGUCCGUCCGUCCACAAUUGUUUGUGGACUCUCUACAGGUCACAAUUCUUAUCCGAUUUUGACGAAACUUGAAAUAUAGGUUAAUCCCCAAAAGAUCUCGGCUGGUUUCGAUAUUGUCAUGUAUUGGAUCGAAACUUGUAUUGUGGACCCUAUAGAGGUCACAACUUUUAUCCGAUUUUGUUGAAACUUGAAAUGUAAGUUUAUAACUCAAAGAUCUAGGUUCCUUUCGAUAUUUGCGCAUAUCGGACCGUAACUUCCUGAAUUAUGGCCCCUGAUUGUACGAAAAAUCGCAUUUUUAGCUUGUGGACCCUAUAGAGGUCUUAAUUUUUAUCCGAUUUAAAAAAACGUUUUAUUAUAUCACGUAAAAAUAUGGUAUAUCAAGGUUGUGGACCUUAUAAAGGUCACAAUUUUUAUCCGAUUUUGUUGAAACUUGAAAUGUAAGUUUAUAACCCAAAGAUCUCGGUUCCUUUCGAUAUUUGAGUUCAAAUUUCAAGAAAAUCGACCCAAAACUGACAGACCAAAUGGCCGCCCUUUGUUCUCAAAUAGCGUAAAAUAUGGUAUAUCAAGGCUGUGGAUCCUAUAGAGGUCACAAUUUUAAUCUGAUUUUGUUGAAACGUAAGUUUAUAACACAAAGAUCUCGGUUCCUUUCGAUAUUUGCGCAUAUCGAAUUGUAAUUUCCUGAAUUAUGGCCCUUGAUUGUAGGAAAAAUCACAUUCUUUUUAGCUUGUUCUCUAUCCAUCUCUCGAAAAUGUGGGCGUAUCCUGCCUGGCAGCCGCUGGUCAAUUUUAUUUAAUGAAAGCAGAAUAUAUACUUCUCAAAAUUUUUGAAAUAUACUUGUUGUUUUUUUUACUAAAAUCGUUAAUUUAGGAUUUAAAUUGUCAGCCAACUAGCUUAGUGUCUGUUGUCAAGCAGAGCUAAUUUUAUUAUGAAAAAUCCUGUAUGUUCUACUGGACCCUUAUGGCCGUCGGGAUUUAAUUUGAUUAGUUGAACAUAUUGUAUUUCUUGGUUUUAACAUACUAGAAAUUAGUGUUUUAAUGAAGUGUUACUUUUUUGGUGCUCCAACCUCGUAGAUUUUCUCCAGGUCCUCCUGUUUCCCCGCACUACUAAAGCUGCUUAUAAAAAUAAAAUUAACCAUAUUUUAGUCCCAAAAUGACAUAAUUUGUGUUGAGUGGAUGUUAAACCCAAUUUCUCUCUCUCUGUGUUUGGUCCUGAAUGGUGUAACACGUCUUUUGUCCUAAUUACCUCAAGACGUCUUUUGCAUUUUACACCCCUCUAAAUACGAAACAGGGGGUCACAGUGCCUAAGUGGGUGAGACGCUGGCUCGCUAGCCUGGAGGUCGGGUGUUCGACCCCUGCAUUGGCCGAGAAAGUUCAUCCAGAUUUUCCGGCGUGGUUCCCCCUUGUCAGUGAUGCAGAAUGGAGGGCCUGACAAGGACAGCUGUCUAGUCCAGUGAUGGGAUUUCAAAUUUUUCUUGUCAGACAUUUUUUCUGAAAAUAAAGGGGCAUAACUUGUAUCGUUAUUUAAGCAGGCGUUUUCAAACAAGUUUCCCUCAUAGCACACUGUAUGGCGUAUGCCCGCCUUCAUUAGCCCAGUUCGGAGUAGGACAUUAAACCCCAUUUCAUUUCAUUUCUAAAUACGAAACAGGAACGUGUUGAUCUCCUAAACAAAAAUGUUUUUAAAACCUGUUAUCUAUGAUUACUGCCCGAGAUGGUGGCUGUUGAUCACAGAGAAAUAUCCUCCCUCAAAAACUUGGAAAUAUUUUUGCAUGUCUCUAUAGUUAUCUCCCCUGCAUUGUUAUUAUCAUUCAAUACAGUGUGCUAUGAGGGUAGGGUGGCCAAAUGAUUAACCUGGGCAUGUUGCAUCAGGUCAUUGAGUUAAGUAGAGUGGUUUCGAUCGAUUCCCCGCUUAUAUGUAACAAGGAGUAAGGUCGCCUGUUCAGCCUGGUGGGUUUUCUUUGUAUCCUCCCACUGCUAAAGACCCCUUCUUGCAAGGGAAUUAUAGAAAUAAAAUUGAACCUAUGUUAGAUCUAAAUUGACCUAGUGUGUGCUGAGUGGAUGUUAAACCCCAUUUCUCUCUCUCUUGCGCUAUGAGGGAAAUUUUGAAUGGAUAGAGGCAUUACGGCCUACUCACAUAUCAAGGGACCUUUUAUGUGCAGGCCAACGUGUACUCGACAGAACAUCGUUUUUUUAUCCCAUCCGAAUGACUACCGUAUAUGUUGUCCCUUGCCAGGCCCUCCAUCUUGCAUCACUGACAAGGGGGAACCACCCCGGUAAAAUCCUGAUGAACUUUCUUAGUCAACACAAGGUUCGAACACAGGACCUCCAAGCGAGCAAGCCUGUCUUACUGAGUCACAGAUCACAAUUUUAGGGAAUACAAUUACAUUGCUUGAUGAAGUCUAGAAGAGCCUAGUCGAAACAUUCCAUAACAGAGAUAGAGAGAGAGAAAUGGGGUUUAACGUCCACUCGACACAAACUAGGUCAUUUCGGGACUAACAUAUGGUUUAAUUUUAUUUCAAUAAUUCGCUUGUGCAUAGGGGUCUUUAGCAGUGGGAGGAAACCGGAGGAUCCGGAGAAAACCCACAAAGGAUGGACAGACGACCCUACUCCUUGUCACGUACAACCGGGGAUUCGAAACCACGCCAGUCGACUCAAUGACAGACUUUAUGAUACAGCGUGCACGCUAACCAUUCGGCCAUCCAACCCCCCCAUAACAAACAGUAAUGGUAAUGUACUUGAUGAAGUCUAGAGAAGCCUAGUCAAAGAGUUGCUCAGUAAUAAAGAGAAGUUAAUAUUUUACAAUAUUUUAGAACCAACAUCGA